UUUUGAACGUAAGGCUACGUAAACAAUUAUCUGAUCAAUAUAUAAAUAAUAUAAAUAAUUACAUUAAACGUAUUAUUUUUGUGACGAUUGGACAAUUAAACAGUUGAUAAUACUUUAGAAUUUUUACAGUUUGAGAAAAAUUGUUGCAAAGAAUAUGAUAUUACGGACUAGUGCGCUUAUUGUUGCCAAUUUUAUGUUUCUUUUGGACAUAAUACAAAUGAAACCACAGGACCAACAAGCUGAGGCUCAGAAAGGACCUUGUGUUGGCAUGGACUGUUUACAUGGUGUACUGAUGCACAAUGACGACUCUCAGGGAGAAAAACACACAGCUGAAGACCAAUAUCUCAGAUAUAAAGCAGUUCUUGAUACUGAAAAUCCCCGUAAAGGUCCUCUUGACGCAAAAGCGCAAAUGCAUGGCAUCUUAAUGCACGGUGAUUCCACAGUAAAGGAACAUCAUACGGGGAAUAAAGAGGUUCUUCCUGAAAAAGUUUCAGAAGCUGGACCAAAAGAUUUGUCUGAGGUAAUACACGAAGGAAUGCACGGAGAAGAGGGUACACAUACAAAUCAUGACUGGAAUAAGGAACAAAAUUUAGGCGAGAACGAAAACAAAGGACCGUUUGAUUCAAGGUUUAUGCACGGUGUUUUAAUGCAUGGUGAUAUUAACUAUGAACACAGGGAAGGUCUGGGAGAAGAUACUGACAUAACAAAUGAUAAGGAUAGGAAAGUUGGACCUCAAGAUGCUGCAAAACAAUUCCAUGGAGUUAUGAUGCAUGGAGACACUGAAACUGGCGAAGACCACACACAUGAAGAGCCAGCUGAAUCAAAACAAGAUAGCAAUAAAAUCGGACCAAAUAACGAUCUGCACGGGAUACUCAUGCACGGUGACUCUAAUCUAGGUCAUGAUCAUUCUAAUGAAGACUCUAAAGCUGUGCACGAUGUUUUCAGUGACAUUUCUAAAAUUAAGGACCUUGGAUUAGAUGACAACUUACUGAAAAUGAUAAAUCUGGAGCAAAUUCUUGAGAAGGACAGACAAGAAUAUGCAGACUGGAUUAUAAAUAAUCCACAGUACCAAGAUGAAUCUCUGAUGGGAUCAACAUUAGCGAGUGUAUCUGAUACUAUCCUUGAUGACAUAGAGCUUAUGAAAAAGAGAUAUCUUGCAAAAAAUAACCAGCCAGAUGAAAAGGAAGUAGGUUCCAAAACAUCAUCAAAAGAAGAACAUCCAUUUACUGCAGAAGACGCAAGAGCGAUAUACGAUGAUAGUGUACAUGCAGAGGAAGGCGAAGAUACAAGACACGACCUUGAACUGUUAGGGAGCACUGAACCAAUCAAUGCAAGACAUAAAGCUAAAUUGGAAAUGCUAAAAUCCAAGCUGAACAAAUAAAUUGUUAAUGCUUAGAUUAUUAUUUGUUUUACCUUUAACGACAUAUAAACUCUAUGAAACAUUUCGAUGUAUUGUAGUAACAGGUAUUCCUAAAGAAUGCAAUUUACACUGACAUAUCAAAUAAUACGUCUUAUACUACUUUUCUAAGAUGAGGAAUAAAUAUAUACGAAGACCUUUCAGACCUUUUCAAAUCUACCAGAUUUAAUGAUCGCAAAAAUACCGUCAUUCGGCCAUACUGAUCCACUUUUUCCCCGCCGCCAUAGCGUUGGAACCACCGCUCUAUGAAAUCUAUACAAAUCUAUAUAAUAAAUAAAUCUAUAGCCUGUAUGAUAUUGGAUAAUUAGACACAACUAUUGCUCACUUACUUGAAAAACUAGAUGCUAAAUAAAAUGGAUAAAAUCCCUCUUUAUAUCUCUCUAAAACGUUCCCGAUUUAUAAAGAUUUUAAACAUGUUUCACAAUCAAACAACCUUUACAAAGGAAAAUAGUGUUAUUUCGAAGCUGCUGUACUACAUUUUACACAGUUUGGAAAAAAACCCAGAAAAAUAGCUCAUUUAUCACCGCACAAGUGGAAGUGUGUUACGAUAACCGUCUCUCUCUCUCUCUCUCUCUCUCUCUCUCUCUCUCUCUCUCUCUCUCUCUCUUUGUAUUUUGCUGAGAAUAGUGAAUUACAUGCGAGGCAGCACAAAUAUUAUCUUUAAAAUUACGGUUCUGAAUAAACGCAUACUAAAAUCAUUACAGUACUGAGAUAAUAUCGAGACAAAAAACGGUGAUAAAUUGAUCGUAACAAGAAUUUUUCUUUCUUGAGAUAUAAAAUCAAUACCAGUCAUACUAUAAAUCAGUCUAAAGAACGCUGAUUGUAGUAAUAUCUUAUCUUAGUGAACACUCCUAGAAUCGGCUUUUAAAAGUGGACAGUAUUACAAUAAUAUAAAAGGAUUCCAUGAUCCUUAAGAAGAAGAAGAUGUUUAGCUGUUGUGAAUGCUGCUGGUGGCCACACCCGCUAUUGACUGAUCCUGCGAACUUUAAAAAUGCACCAUUCAAUCAAUUAAUGCAUUUUAUUGUUAUCUACUGUGUGUUUCUGUUAAGUUCUUGUUUUUCAUUCUGUUACAGGAUAGUUAUGUGUUACUCAUGUCAAAUUUCAUUGUACUUGGUUUAAUAUUAAAUAAAAUAUCGAAACUUA
Molecule: messenger RNA, 2560 nt
Organism: Mercenaria mercenaria
Lineage: Eukaryota; Metazoa; Mollusca; Bivalvia; Venerida; Veneridae
Exons: 2
Coding region: 155-1381 (408 amino acids)
Source: RefSeq, a predicted model, not a curated record